CUUAACCAAAAGCGAAAGGAGCUGCCUUCCGAGCGUGGAGUCGGCAGGGAGGUCGCGGCGCGCGCCCCUAAGUCGGCGGGGCCGCCACUUUGUGACUUCACUGGUUUCGCAACAAGCCCGGACUGCUCGCGCCCCACCCACCCCGGCCCGCUGCUUUGCCGCUCGCAGCCUCCUCCGUUCUUCCUCUCCCUCCGGGGCCGGCCUGCCUCCACCAUCGCCGAGCCUCCUGUCCCGACGGGAAAGCAGUGGCUGUCCGCGCGUGGUUGCCGCCUGGCGGGCUGGCACGUGGCGGCCCCCGCCCCUCCGAGCAGCCAGGCGUCCGGCCCCUCAGCUGAGCGCAGCGCACUCCUUGCGUCGAGAUGCUGUGCUUCCUGAAGGGAAUGGCCUUCGUCCCCUUCCUCCUGGUGACCUGGUCGUCCGCCGCCUUCAUCAUCUCCUACGUGGUUGCUGUGCUCUCUGGGCACGUCAACCCCUUCCUCCCGUACAUCAGUGAUACAGGAACAACACCUCCGGAGAGUGGAAUUUUUGGAUUUAUGAUAAACUUUUCCGCAUUUCUUGGUGCGGCCACAAUGUACACAAGAUACAAAAUAGUGGAAAAGCAGAAUCAAACCAGCUAUUUCAGCACUCCUGUUUUUAACUUGGUGUCCUUAGUUCUAGGAUUGGUGGGAUGUAUUGGAAUGGGCAUUGUUGCCAAUUUUCAGGAGUUAGCUGUCCCAGUGGUUCAUGACGGCGGCGCCCUUUUGGCUUUUGUCUGCGGUGUGGUGUACACGCUCCUGCAAUCCAUCAUCUCUUACAAGUCGUGUCCCCAGUGGAACAGCCUCUCCACGUGCCACGUACGGAUGACCAUCUCUGCCAUUUCCUGUGCAGCUGUCAUCCCCAUGAUUGUCUGUGCUUCCCUCAUUUCCAUAACCAAGCUGGAGUGGAAUCCAAAAGAAAAGGAUUAUGCGUAUCACGUAGUGAGUGCGAUCUGCGAGUGGACAGUGGCCUUUGGUUUUAUUUUCUACUUCCUAACAUUCAUCCAUGAUUUCCAGAGUGUCACUCUAAGGAUUUCCACAGAAAUCAACGAUGACAUUUGAAGAGAGAAGAAUUCUAUUUUAGUCAUUGAAAGUUACAGACGGUUUCUAGAAGUGGCACAGGGGACGGACAGGGUUUGAAUGCUGCCCUGUCGCAGGCAUCUGCAGCACAUCCAGGACUUGAAUUUCACUAAGAAUUUCCAAUAGUUGUAUAUUUCCAAAGGUAUGUUUUCCUAGAGAAUGUAGAGCAUUUAUGACAGUGUAGCAAUGUUUUUAUAAUUUUCUAAACUGACACUUUUUUAUAUUCACAAAUUCAUUGCACAAAAGAAUAAGGUGUUUUGGAAAAAUGGAGAGCUCUUAUUUUUGUACAGAUUCUGUUUUGUUGUUUCUUCAUAUGUGAAUGGUUUCUGGAUAUACACUAAGUGAGGGAUUUAUUAACAAGUAAAAUUGGGAUAUUUUUAAAUCUCAUUUUCAGGGAAUGAACUGUAUACUUCUAUAUCAUGAGAGCAUUUGUAAAAUUCAAUUUAUAGUGACAUCAAGAUUUAGUUAAUAAAUUAACGCUAACUAUGACACUCUGAUUUUUAGAUGAACUAGGCAAAAUGCUUCUGUUGAAAAGCCUUAAUAUCACUAUACACAUUAACUCUAAGUGAACACAGCAGACCUCAGUUUGCCUGCUCACAGGAGCUGGAGGUUUUUCCAUUGCUGCUGAUCAGCAGUCUGUAGUAGGCAUUUGUGGAAGGCAGGAUUAUGGGAAGGGGACUUUAACUUAAUACUAAACUUCUGCAAAGUAGGUGCUUAAUAAAUACCGCAACCUGUGAAAAAUCAUUAAAAAUACCAUUUAUAAAACCA
Molecule: messenger RNA, 1862 nt
Organism: Pteronotus mesoamericanus
Lineage: Eukaryota; Metazoa; Chordata; Mammalia; Chiroptera; Mormoopidae
Gene: DRAM1
Product: DNA damage regulated autophagy modulator 1
Exons: 7
Coding region: 360-1076 (238 amino acids)
Biological process (GO): regulation of autophagy
Cellular component (GO): lysosome
Source: RefSeq, a predicted model, not a curated record